AUGUCGCUCCGAUUUUCCAGCGGGUCCAGGCACAUCUGCUUGCGGUCUGGACCCGGCUCUGUCAGACCGGCCAGUGGCGCUGCGGGCUUUGCGGGCAGCAGCACGUGUGGCAGCCCCCUCACGGGAAACGGACUGUCCUGUGCCUUGGGAGGGGGCUUGGGCAGCGCCCCUGGAGGGAACCACACUGGCGGGGCCCUCGGAAAUGCUGCCUGCACCGGCUUCGCUGGAAGCGAGGGGGGUCUCCUGUCGGGCAACGAGAAGGUGACCAUGCAGAAUCUCAAUGACCGUCUGGCCUCCUACCUGGACAACGUGCGCGCUCUGGAGGAGGCCAACGCCGAGCUGGAGAGGAAAAUCAAGGGCUGGUAUGAGAAAUACGGACCUGGAUCUUGCCGGGGACUUGAUCACGACUACAGCAGAUACCACCUAUCCAUUGAAGAUCUGAAGAAUAAGAUCAUCUCUUCCACCACUGCUAAUGCUAAUGUCAUUCUGCAGAUUGAUAAUGCCAGAUUGGCUGCUGAUGAUUUCCGGCUAAAGUAUGAGAAUGAGCUGGCCCUCCACCAGAACACAGAGGCUGACAUCAAUGGGCUGAGGCGGGUUCUGGAUGAGCUGACACUCUGCAGGACUGACCAGGAGCUGCAGUAUGAGUCCCUGAGUGAGGAGAUGACAUAUCUCAAGAAGAACCACGAGGAGGAGAUGAAGGCCCUGCAGUGCGCGGCUGGCGGCAACGUGAACGUGGAGAUGAACGCGGCGCCUGGCGUGGACCUCACCGUCCUGCUCAACAACAUGCGCGCGGAGUACGAGGACCUGGCGGAGCAGAACCGCAGGGACGCCGAGGCCUGGUUCAACGAGAAGAGUGCCUCGCUGCAGCAGCAGAUCUCCGACGACGCGGGCGCAGCCACCUCGGCCCGCAGCGAGCUGACCGAGCUGAAGCGCGCCAUGCAGACCCUGGAGAUAGAGCUGCAAUCCCUGCUCGCCACGAAACACUCUCUGGAGUGCUCCCUGACCGAGACCGAAGGCAACUACUGCACUCAGCUCGCCCAGAUCCAGGCCCAGAUCGGGGCCCUGGAGGAGCAGCUGCACCAGGUCAGAACCGAGACCGAGGGCCAGAAGCUGGAGUAUGAGCAGCUGCUGGACAUCAAGGUCCACCUGGAGAAGGAAAUCGAGACCUACUGCCGCCUGAUAGAUGGAGACGGGACCUCAUGCUCCCAAUCCAAGGGUUUUGGAUCAGGAAGCUCGGGAAAUUCAUCCAAAGAAUUAUCCAAAACCACACUGGUAAAGACAGUAGUUGAAGAAAUAGAUCAACGUGGCAAAGUUCUCUCAUCAAGGGUUCACUCCAUUGAAGAGAAGACAGCCAAAGUGGCCAGCGGAAAGGCAGAGCAGAGGGUUCCUUUCUAG
This is a messenger RNA of Condylura cristata (star-nosed mole), 1395 nucleotides long. RefSeq names its product keratin 28, type I (gene KRT28). The coding region runs from base 1 to 1395 and encodes 464 amino acids. The transcript is spliced from 8 exons. NCBI's taxonomy places the organism in Eukaryota, Metazoa, Chordata, Mammalia, Eulipotyphla, Talpidae. The record is from RefSeq and is a predicted model, not a curated record. Gene Ontology annotation, biological process: intermediate filament organization; hair follicle morphogenesis. Gene Ontology annotation, molecular function: structural molecule activity.